This is a messenger RNA of Ictalurus furcatus (blue catfish), 527 nucleotides long. RefSeq names its product glycoprotein hormones, alpha polypeptide (gene cga). The record is from RefSeq and is a predicted model, not a curated record. The transcript is spliced from 4 exons. Gene Ontology annotation, biological process: thyroid hormone generation; positive regulation of steroid biosynthetic process. Gene Ontology annotation, cellular component: follicle-stimulating hormone complex; extracellular region. Bases 53 to 403 code for a protein of 116 amino acids. Lineage: Eukaryota; Metazoa; Chordata; Actinopteri; Siluriformes; Ictaluridae. Gene Ontology annotation, molecular function: follicle-stimulating hormone activity.
GACGAACUGGUGAGUUUUUGGUGUGAAGAAGAGAAGACUGUCUGUAGUUAGGAUGAUUCUGAUUCUUAAAUACACUGGAGCAACAAUCAUUUUACUGUCUGUCCUAAUUGAAAUUGGACAACUUUUUCCAAACAAUGACUUUGGCUGUGAAGAGUGCAAACUCAAGGAGAACAAUAUUUUCUCAAAACCCGGAGCUCCUGUGUAUCAGUGCAUGGGAUGCUGCUUUUCCAGAGCCUACCCGACUCCUUUGCGGUCCAAGAAAACUAUGCUGGUCCCAAAGAAUAUCACAUCUGAAGCCACGUGUUGUGUUGCCAAAGAGGUUAAAAGGGUUAUUGUUAAUGAUGUAAAGCUAAUGAAUCACACAGACUGCCAUUGCAGCACUUGUUACUAUCAUAAAUUUUAGAUAUCAUGACUUUAAAACAAACAUGUUUGACUAGUGUGUUAAAGAAAUCCCUUGAACUCAAGUUACACAGCAAGAAAAAAAUUACACCUUUGCUCAUAUGUAUGCUAAAUUUUCUGUGCUUAAC